This is a messenger RNA of Trichophyton rubrum CBS 118892, 1269 nucleotides long. Its product is annotated as ATP synthase subunit 4, mitochondrial. The coding region runs from base 51 to 731 and encodes 226 amino acids. The record is from RefSeq and is a predicted model, not a curated record. Gene Ontology annotation, molecular function: proton transmembrane transporter activity. The transcript is spliced from 2 exons. Gene Ontology annotation, biological process: proton motive force-driven ATP synthesis. NCBI's taxonomy places the organism in Eukaryota, Fungi, Ascomycota, Eurotiomycetes, Onygenales, Arthrodermataceae.
UAUCUACCCUUCAGCAACUUUUUCCUGCCUUAUCGCAGUUUAAUCUUUUUAUGUCGCUUUUUCACACUAGUCCAUUUCCGGCUAGCGUCCUGAAUCACCCGAACUUCAACUUCAAACUGGCAAUCAAAACCUCAUCUUCGUCCCAUCACAGGCUCUCCAACCUCUGCAUCACCGCAUCAACCACCCUCAAACGUACAACUACAAUGGCGUCACGGUUGGCUAAGAGCGCCAUCGGCGCCGCCCGUAUCCGUCCAUCGGUUCUUCCACGAUCUGUCCCAGCCCUGACCAGCGUCACUCCGGCGCGAUACGCCUCGAAUGUCCCCUCCGAGGACCCCAAGAACAAGGCCCAGUCGAUCGUGGAUGCAUUGCCCGGCAACUCGCUUGUUUCCAAGACGGCUAUUCUCUCCGGAGCCGCGGGUCUGUCGAUUGCCGCCAUCAGCAACGAGCUGUAUAUCCUGAACGAGGAGUCGGUCGUUGCGUUCUGUUUGCUCAGUGUGUUUUACGCUGCGUUCAAGCUUGGUGGGCCCGGAUACAAGGAGUGGGCGGCUGCUCAGAUCCAGAAGCAGAAGGAUAUUUUGAACUCUGCUCGUGCGGACCAUACCAAUGCCGUUAAGCAGAGGAUCGAAAACGUCAAGCCCUUGAGUGGUGUCGUUGAUGUCACCAAGCAGCUUUUCGAAGUCUCUAAGGUACGAUUGGAUCAAGCACUGAUGGUUUUUACUGGGUUUUUUUGAUGGAAGUGGUGGGGAUUUUUUUAUAUGUUGAUGACUGAUGUUGUUUUGAUAGGAGUCUGCUCGCUUGGAGGCUCAGGCUUUCGAGCUGGAGCAGCGAACUGCGCUUGCCGCCGAGGCCAAGAAGGUCCUUGAGUCCUGGGUUUCCUACGAGAGCCAGGUCAAGCAGCGUGAGCAGCGCGAGUUGGCCGAGUCCGUCAUUGCCAAGAUCCAGAAGGAGUUGCAGAACCCCAAGAUGUUGCAGCAAGUUCUGCAGCAGUCUGUUGCUGACGUUGAGAGUAAGUUCUUUAUAUUGUAGUCUGUGAACUAUCUACUAAUGCUAUAUGCUAUAGGAAUUGUUGCCUCCAAGGCUCAGUAGAUGGUUACUUUUCUCCCCGCUUAGGCCUAGUUGUCGGCAGUAUCAUUUGUCAAUCUAGUGUAUAAAAUCAAAUAGAAGAGUCGCAAUUCUGUGCCAGUAUAUUAUAACAAAGUUAUACAUUCUUAUUCAGUUAUACCUUCCUUGUAGCUUGGGUGGUAACAAUAUCAAAUUGGGUAAUAUAUA